AUGGAACCAAAAGUUUUCAAGGCUAUGCUACAUUUCAUAUACAGAGACGCGCUUAUGAAAGAUGAGUUAGCGACAUCUAGUUCUUUCUCCGAAUCCGAUUCGUUAAUAGCCAAGUUGUUGGCUGCUGCCGAUAAGUAUAAUUUGGUCAGACUUCGCCGGAUGUGUGAGUCUCACCUCUGUAAAGAUAUAACCGUAAACUCUGUUGGUAGAUCUCUCGCACUGGCCGAUCGUUAUCAUGCCACUGAAUUGAAAGUUGUUUGCUUAAGAUACGCAGCUGAAAAUCUUGCAGGGGAGAGACGAGAGACCGAGACAAAGGAGGUAGAAGAAGAAGUGGGGUGUGAUGGAACCCACAAAAUAUUAUUGUUUUAUAAUAGCUUUAAAUAA
Molecule: messenger RNA, 384 nt
Organism: Helianthus annuus (common sunflower)
Lineage: Eukaryota; Viridiplantae; Streptophyta; Magnoliopsida; Asterales; Asteraceae
Product: BTB/POZ and MATH domain-containing protein 4
Exons: 3
Coding region: 1-384 (127 amino acids)
Biological process (GO): protein ubiquitination
Molecular function (GO): protein binding
Source: RefSeq, a predicted model, not a curated record